GGAGAGAAGAGAUUUUGAGGAGAGACAAGAAGUUGAUCUGAAAAUGCAACUGAAAGAAUUCUUCUGUGCUUUUCCGCCGAUUGUUUGAGAAUUAAUUCCGUGGCAUGCGCAGAGGCAUUCCCAUCCGAAAGAUUGUGAAUGAAAGUGGUUGUUUUGGCGGGGAAGAAGGAGCAUUGUAGUACGCGCCGUCUCAUAUUAUCAUGGGAUUUCUGGUGCUUGAAGCAUCCACUUGGUGAUCACUUUCUCACAUACUUCAGUUGCUCAUCGUGAGUUGAGCUGCCCGGACGACUUUGUGGGGGCGCGGAAAACUCUUUGGCCAAGAGACACUGGCUCUGUGGUGAGGGACUGAAAGGGAAAAAGAUUUCAAUUCUCCCAAGAGCGCGCAAAUUAUGAGUCCAUAGGGAAAUUCUUCUUGGCGCGUUUUAUCAAUAAUCUGUGGUUGUGGGAAAAAGGAAAAGUUUUGUGUUUAUUUUUUUUAUUUUUUGGCGAAGAGUGGAAAAAGUGGAAGUAGGGAAGAGUAAUUGUGAAAUAUGUCAACACAGAGUAUUCGCAUAAAUACUGGAGAAAAUGUUGGAAGGCCCCAGGAGACUCAAAAAUCCUGCGGAUGGUUUAGGUUCAGGCCAAAAUGCCUUGAGCACUUUAUGUCGCCCAAAUGGGCACUCUUCUGGUUGUGCUGGGCAGGAGCUGUUCAGGGAUUAGUCGUCAAUGGAUUUAUUAACGUUGUCAUCACGACAAUUGAGCGUCGUUUUGGUCUGAAAUCGUCCCAGACGGGCCUAGUGGCCAGUGGCUAUGACAUUGCAUCCUUCCUGUGUCUUGUUCCUGUGACAUACUUCGGUGGCCGCGCUGGAGCUUCAAAGCCCAAGUGGAUUGGUCUUGGAGUGGUACUGAUGGCUCUGGGAUCCUUCACGUUCUCCCUGCCGCACUUUCUGGUCGGACACUACAGGGCAACUGGGGCUGAUAGUAACAUCUGUCCAUCGGGAAUCAAUGCCACAAACACCUCCAGUUCCGGAAAUUCAGCGUCAGAUUUAUGUAUUGUCACGGGCGAAAAUGGAAUAGAUGACUCCCAUGAGGAUUUAUCGUGGAACGUGUGGCUCUUCUUCAUCGCGCAAUUGCUCCAUGGAGCCGGUGCAUCGCCCCUCUAUACGCUGGGUGUUACCUACAUUGAUGAGAAUGUCUCCAAGAAGAUGUCUUCUGUGUACUUAGGGAUUUACUACACGACUGCAAUCAUUGGACCAGCUGUUGGAUACGUCGUUGGGGGUCAAUUGCUCCUCUUCUACACGGAUAUGAUUUCAGUGGAUCCUCUCGUAUUUGGUCUCACUCCUCAGAGCAAGGUCUGGGUUGGAGCCUGGUGGGUUGGAUUUGUAUUUAUGGCAGCCUUCUGCCUUCUCCUGUCCAUUCCCAUCUUGGCCUUUCCACCUUCCCUCCCAGGAGCCGAUGAAUUGAGGCUGGAGAGAGUAUCUGAGGCCCAUGAUGGCGGAGGUGGAGCUGGAAGUGAUCAGAACUUCUCCAAAGUCCGCGAAAUGCCCAAAGCUCUGUGCAAUCUGCUAAAAAAUCCCACAUUCUUCUUCCUGAAUCUUGCUGGAGCUUCCGAAGGGCUGAUAAUAGCUGGAUUUGCUGCCUUCCUGCCCAAGCAAAUUGAAAACCAAUUUAGUGUAACUGCUGUGUGGUCAGCACUGCUCAUGGGGAUCAUCACGGUACCAGCUGGAGGUGGAGGAACUUUUCUGGGUGGGUAUUUGGUGAAGAAGCUCAAUCUCUCCUGCGCUGGAAUCAUCAAACUCUGCCUCGUGGCGACAUUCUUUGCCACAAUCUUCACGGUUUGCUUCUUCCUCUCCUGCCCCAAUCUGACUUUUGCCGGAGUCACAACUCCCUAUCGGACAGAUGAGAUUUCCGUGGAGAUUCCUGGGAAUCGGUUCCACCUGGAGAAUUCUUGCAACAGCAAAUGUUCCUGCAGCAAAAUGAACUACGAUCCUGUUUGUGGAAUCGAUGGGAUUAUGUACUACUCACCCUGUCAUGCAGGAUGUGAGCAGGAAAAGAGUCUCGAUCAGGCAAAAAUCUACCUCAACUGCGACUGCAUCCUGGGGAAUUCUUCGGCUUUAGGUUACGAAGCCAUUAAUACAAUGUGCGAUUCAACUUGUGGACAUCUCUGGAUUUUUGUGAGUCUCUGCUUUUUCGUGAUGUUCUUCACCUUCCUGGCCACGAUGCCUGCUCUCUCAGCUACUCUUCGUUGCGUCCACGAUGACCAGCGUUCCUUUGCUCUUGGGAUUCAAUGGAUAAAAGUCAGGAUUUUAGGCACAAUUCCAGCUCCUAUGAUCUUUGGUUCUCUCAUUGAUGAAUCCUGCAUCCUGUGGCAGGAGUCCUGUGACAAAUUUGGCGCCUGUCUCGUCUACGAUAAUCUCUACAUGAGUCGAUAUAUGCUUGCCCUGGCUUUCAUUGGGAAAAUCUGCUCAGUGAUCUUCUUCCUCGGAGCUUGGUGGUUCUACAUUCCGCCCAAGACGUCAGCCAGUGUUGUUGUGGCCAAGCAGCUUCAAGUGGCUGCAGUCAAUGGAAAAUGCGGAGAUCACCAUGCUUCCGGAAAUCAGGAAGCCAGUGACAAAUAUUAAAGGAUUUCUUCACCAAAUUUCCCUAAUUAGCUUAAAUCCAAACUUCCCCCCGAACAUGCAUGUAAUUUUACUAUUGACUAUUUAUUAUGAACUAGAUGUAAUUAUUUCCAUUUUUAUACAAGAAAAAAAAAAUGAAGAAAAAUAAAUUUGUAAUUGUGGUAAAA
This is a messenger RNA of Phlebotomus papatasi, 2764 nucleotides long. It is a transcript of the gene Oatp26F, whose product is annotated as solute carrier organic anion transporter family member 4A1. Bases 531 to 2600 code for a protein of 689 amino acids. The record is from RefSeq and is a predicted model, not a curated record. Gene Ontology annotation, molecular function: protein binding. Gene Ontology annotation, cellular component: membrane. Gene Ontology annotation, biological process: transmembrane transport; sodium-independent organic anion transport. The transcript has 6 exons. NCBI's taxonomy places the organism in Eukaryota, Metazoa, Arthropoda, Insecta, Diptera, Psychodidae.